This is a messenger RNA of Mus caroli (Ryukyu mouse), 942 nucleotides long. The record is from RefSeq and is a predicted model, not a curated record. Lineage: Eukaryota; Metazoa; Chordata; Mammalia; Rodentia; Muridae.
AUGGUUGCAGUAUCAGAAUGUCUUUCACCAGAGGAAAGAAAGAAGUGGUGUUCUGAGGAGAAAUCUGUUACAGAGAAGAAAGGUUGUGUAAAGGGCGAAGGAAGAAGGGGGAACAGCUUGGAGCCGGGAACACGGGCUCAGAUCAUCCUGGAUAGCUGCAGAGGCAAUAGCUUACUCCCCAACAAGAUGGCAGUACUUGCAGCAGAGAAAAAGCUUCUCAUAGACCAAGAAAAGGGCAGAGAAAUGGAUCAAAUCUUUGAUAUUACAGAGGACAUGGAGAAGGAAAUUGAGAAUGCAUUGGGUCCAGGACCCCAAGAGGAAAUCCUAAGUUCCAGAUUCAAGUUGCAAAUCACCAGAGGAGAUAUUCAGACCCUGAAGAAUGGUCAGUGGCUCAAUGAUGAGGUCAUCAAUUUCUACAUGAACCUUCUUGUUGAGAGAAAUGAAAACCAAGGCUACCCAGCUCUUCAUGUCUUUAGCACUUUCUUUUCCAAGCUAAAGCACAGUGGUUACAGUUCCUUGAAAAGAUGGACUCGAGACAUCAAUCUCUCUGAAAAAGAACUCAUCUUGGUGCCUAUUCACCAGAUGGUACAUUGGAGCCUGGUAGUAAUUGAUUUAAGAAAACGAAGUAUUGUAUACUUCGAUUCCCUGGGACAGACAGGGAAGUCUAUCUGCGAGACCAUCUUCCAAUAUUUACAAAAAGAGAGCAAGAAACUCAGGAACAUUGAGCUGGACCCUUUGGAGUGGAAGCAGUACAGUGUGACAUCAGAGGAGAUUCCUCUGCAACUGAAUGGGAAUGACUGUGGAAUGUUUACCUGUAAAUACGCAGAUUAUAUCACUAGGGACCAACCUGUGACCUUUUCUCAGCAACACAUGCCCACCUUCAGGAAGAGGAUGGUAUGGGAAAUCCUACACAGUCAAUUACUGUAACAACAUCAACCUGGU